Molecule: messenger RNA, 4160 nt
Organism: Nannospalax galili (Upper Galilee mountains blind mole rat)
Lineage: Eukaryota; Metazoa; Chordata; Mammalia; Rodentia; Spalacidae
Gene: Senp7
Product: SUMO specific peptidase 7
Biological process (GO): protein desumoylation
Cellular component (GO): cytoplasm; nucleus
Molecular function (GO): SUMO-specific endopeptidase activity
Source: RefSeq, a predicted model, not a curated record
GACACCCAGAGUUAUGUUGACGAAUAUCUUGGGAACGAAGUUAGGAAGAAAGUACAUAAAGAGUCCACCUGUAACUGAGGCCAGUUUGAGUGAUACAGACAACUUGAAAUCAGAGCAACUUUCUUCAUCAUCUGAUGUCAGCUUAGAAUCUUGUCAGAAUGUAAAUCUUCACAAGAGCUGUUUUUUAUCUGAAAGGGUUUCAAAACCAAGUAAGACAAGAGAUAACAUUUCUGUAAAGCAGUCUGCAUAUGUGAAAGAAAAGCAAAGAGGUGAUGAUGAUGGUGUUUCUCUUGUGAUGUCUGAUAUUCAGCCUAAAGAUUCUAACAGUGGAAAUAGAGGUUGUGAUUAUCUUAAAGAGGGGAGCAGAAACAAGAAUGCUUCAUAUUCUGAUUCAAAAAUGGAACCCACUCCAAUUUCCAGAAUGACAAAGAAAAGGGUUAGAAGUAAUUUACAUGGUUCUCAUAAAUCUAUGUCUUCUUUGGAUAAAUCAACAGAACAUGCAAAAGAAGAAGAAAAUGACUCAGCAGUGUCCAUUAACUUUGAACAGUCAAGUGAAAACUUUCAUCAGGACCCAACACCACCUGAAGGAAUUAUACCUGAGCCUCUAGAACGUGAUUUUACUAAACUGUCCUCACUUGAUACUCAGGAGUUGGGUCUUAGUGCUGCCUCCAGAAGUGCCUCUGUCUAUUCAACCACAAAAAUAUUAGAGUGCUCCAUUUCCAGUGAUACAGUGGAGAAUUCUUCUUCACUGGUUGAGAAGGGAGAGUUGAAUAUAACAGAAAAGGCUCAUCAAGGUGGAAGCAGUGAAGAGAACCAAUUGCUGAUCUCAGCUGAGCCAAUUGUUGUUUCCAGUGAUGAAGAAGGACCCAUUGAACAUAAGAAUUCAGGAAUUCUUAAGUUACAACCUAGUCAAGACUACAAGAUUGCUAAUGAAAACAAGGGCAUUUCAGAAUCACAGUUGUCAGAACUACCAUUGGCUACCUGCGAAUCUGUACAGGUAUCACCAGAGUUGUGUCCAUAUAAUCCUGUCAUGGAAAACAUUUCCUCUAUUAAACCUAAUAGUGAGAUGGAUCUGAGACUGGAUUUUAUGUUUACUUCUGUGUAUAUUGGUAAAAUAAAAGGAGCUUCUAAAGGUUGUGUCACAUUCACAACAAAGUAUAUUAAAAUCCCAUUUCAAGUGUCCCUGAAUGAAAUUUCGUUGUCAGUGGACACCAUACAUUUAAAGAGGUUUGGGUUAUGGAAAAGUAAGGAUGAGGAUCACAGUGAAAGGAACCAUGCUAUCCUUUUCCUCUGGGUCUCUGCAAAUUAUCUUCAAGAGAUUCAGACCCAAUUAGAAAAUCCUAUGUUAAGCCAACAAUCAAAAGCCAGUGAAUUCAUUUUCCUUGAGUUAAACAGUUCCAUUUCACAAAGAGAAGAAUUGAAAUUGAAAGAUAUUAUGAUGGAAAUAAGUACGACCAGUGGAGAAUUAGAACUCUCUUAUCCAUUGUCUUGGGUUCAGGCAUUUCCUUUGUUUCAGAAUCUCUCUUCAAAAGAAAGCUCUUUUAUUCAUUAUUACUGUGCUUCAACUUGUUCUUUCCCUGUUGCUGCUGAUACAGAAAUGAAGAUGAAAUCAGUAUCUCAGCCCUCAAAUUCAGAUACAAUCAAGCCUACUUAUACUUUCCUACAGAAACAAAGCAGUGGUUGCUACUCACUCUCUAUCACUUCAAAUCCAGAUGAAGAAUGGCGAGAAGUCAGGCACACGGGACCUGUUCAAAAGUUGAUUGUAUAUCCUCCACCGCCUACUAAGGGGGGCUUAGGAGUAACUAAUGAAGAUCUGGAAUGUUUAGAAGAAGGAGAAUUUCUUAAUGAUGUAAUCAUUGAUUUUUACCUUAAGUACCUUCUGUUGGAGAAGGCAUCAGAUGAACUUGUUGAACGAAGUCAUAUUUUUAGUAGCUUUUUCUAUAAAUGCUUGACAAGAAAGGAAAAUAAUUUAACAGAAGAUAAUCCAGAUCUCUCACUAGCCCAGAGGAGACAUAAAAGAGUAAGAACUUGGACUCGUCACAUAAACAUUUUUAAUAAAGAUUACAUCUUUGUACCUGUGAAUGAAUCGUCUCACUGGUAUCUUGCAGUCAUUUGUUUUCCAUGGUUAGAAGAAGCUGUGUAUGAAGAUUUUCCACAAACCAUAUCCCAACAGUUCCAUGAUCAGCAAGCUCAACAGAACAACAAAACAAUAGAUAAUGAUCUACAUAGCACUUCAACACUGUCCUUGAAUACAGAGGAUUCCCAAAGUACCGAGAUGAAUGUGUCAGUACCAAAGAAAAUGUGUAAAAGGCCGUGUAUUCUCAUACUAGACUCCUUGAAAGCUGCUUCUAUACAAAACACAGUUCAGAAUUUACGAGAGUAUUUAGAGGUAGAGUGGGAAGUGAAGCGAAAAACUCAUCGUGAAUUCAGCAAAACAAACAUGGUAGACCUAUGCCCUAAAGUCCCUAAACAGGACAAUAGCAGUGAUUGUGGAGUGUAUUUAUUGCAAUAUGUGGAAAGCUUCUUCAAGGAUCCCAUUGUCAAUUUUGAAUUUCCAAUUCAUUUGGAAAAAUGGUUUCCUCGUCAUGUAAUAAAGACCAAACGGGAAGAUAUUCGAGAGCUCAUCUUGAAACUUCAUUUACAGCAACAGAAGGGCAGCAGUAGCUAGUUAAUCUCUACAAACAUGACACAUGCUCUCCAGGAUUACUGGAAAGCCGCUUACCAGCAUUUGUGUUAGUUCACAGAGAGGAAAAUAACUUGCAGUAGUUUUAUAAGUCAUUGAGCACUAUUAAAAUAUGAUAUCUCAUUUGAAUUGUUGGGCUCUCAUGGAGUGGGAAUGGGAGUGACCUAAAUGCAUUAUAAGAUAGAAAUUUAAAUUUCAUAAAUAUUUGAUAUUUUUUGAGUAAAUAUGCUUGGAUUAUGCAAUAGCAUAUGUAAUGUGGGAAUGUUUUUUAAGUAAUAAAACUAUGUGAUCUAGACUUCCACAUGACUGGGUGUUGAUGGGAGUUAAGUUCUCCCUGGUGCCAACCCCAGUGCUUGUCAAAUUUGUUGACAAGUCACAUCAUAUUGUAAUUCUAUUCUUUGCAGCUUAAGCAUGCAGUAUGAAUACUGUGUAUUUUUUAAAAAGAGAACCUAGUAUCAAGGCUUCAGAAAAUGCCAUUCAUGGCAUCCCUUCUGUACAGUGUAAAAAAAAAUACAUAUACUGUUAGAUAAAACUUCAUCCUUUCAAAGUGCAGCUUAUUCUCAAUUGCUAAAUGCAAUUACUCUAUUUUCAUUUUUCCCUCCACUUCUUUCAGUGUCAUAUAUGGGGAUCUGAAAAAUUUGUUCAUUUGUUGAGGUAAAAUUUAGAGUAAAACUUAGCUGUCCCAGAUAAACUUUUGUAAAUUCUGUAGCUAAACUUAGUAUAUUUGAUGUACAGCUAUAUAAAUAUUCAUUCCUACAUUAUCUCAGAAUGUAUGUAUACAGUUUCUGUAAGUGAAAAGAUAAAAUUGAUGUCCUCAUAACUUUAUCAAAAAGAAUACCUUCAAACUUCUAUUUAUUAUUUAGAACCAAAUAUACAAUGUUAUAGUUUAUCCACUAUUCAUCUGGAAAACCAGAUUUCUUUAAUUUCUUUUUAUAUUUUAAAAUUAUAGUUUAAAAAGACGUAUGAUCCCCUAUGGAUCUUAAACCUUUGGCACUUAAUAUUUUAUUAACUAUUCAGGUAGCAAUUCUACUGAAUUUGUGUGAUGGAUUGGUGGUAUUAUAAUUUAAACACCUUUAAUGUUAUUAGAAAUAUUUUGAGACUUGACCGUACUGUAUUUUCUCAGAUAAUGAGUUUCGAAUAUUGUUUUAAUCUUCUGAUUUAAAUAUCUCUUGGAUUUACAGUUACAACUGUAUGUAAAGCAUUGAAGCAAAGACAAAAAGUCUGAAUCUUAUAUUUCAAAAUUAACAGGUUUGAGGCUGACAGCUUUAGUGACCUCACUUUUGUUAAUCUCAUUUCCAUCUUUGUAUUUUUCAAGAUUUGUCUUUUGGAGAUUUCACAUAAAGAUGGUUACUCGUUGCAUAUUUCAUUCCCAGUUUGAGUGUGUAUUGGGGAGAUACAUUUUAAAGGUGACUGUUAAUUGUUUUGUACAUCUCAUUUUGUAAAAGCAAGUAUAUAAAGACAUCUUGUGAUUUCUUAA